Patiria miniata (bat star) is the source of this 7534-nucleotide messenger RNA. RefSeq lists its product as uncharacterized. The transcript is spliced from 3 exons. The record is from RefSeq and is a predicted model, not a curated record. Lineage: Eukaryota; Metazoa; Echinodermata; Asteroidea; Valvatida; Asterinidae. Bases 577 to 4332 code for a protein of 1251 amino acids.
UCGAUCUCCAGAAAUAUUUCUACAAUCGGUCCCAAGGAUAGGACCUCUUAUUCAAAAUUACCUGUGGGAUAACAAAACAUUAAAGAGCCCAUGCGCAGGAAUUUACAGGUUUUUGGGAGUUUGCACCCUGUAUUGGCCAACAUUUUAAUUCCGCCCCCUGGUUCUGAGAACUGCAAUAACUGAAAUCUGUCUCUUUGGAGACACCGUACAAUGACUCUCUGGCGGGAAACUAUUGAGGGCGUUUGUAAUAAUAACAACGAAAGUUCAUGAAGUUUGUUCAACUUUGUUGGGCUAUUUGUUAAAUCAUGGAGCUAUAGUUAUUCCCUGACUGUGAAGCCACUCUUGUUAAGUUGUUCUUCCCGAUGUUUGCAUUCUUUUCAGGACCAUAAUAAACAAUGUAUUUGGAGCACGGGGUCGUCAACAAAAAGUGAAAUCUCACAUAUAAGAGCAGUGGAGUGAUGAAGCAAAAGUUUUGGAGAAAUUUCCCACUUGUAUGAAAUCCACCGACAUUCAAGUGGUGUAAGUUGCGGGCUUCUUGAGAUUGUUGCAGACCACGUCUGCUCAGCAUCUGAUAGCAUGGCAGAAGGUGGUCACGAAUUAGACGAAGAUCUAACUGAGGUCCAGUUAGCUGUUGUGAGUGUGAGGUACGACUGCGGUACAUCAGUCCGAGGGGAGUUCUCUCAAGAUUCGAAGGGUACUGUCCCUGCAGAAGAUGGAAAUGAUGAUCUAGGAGAUGUGGUAGAAAAGACCUUUGAAGGAAGUAGCGACAACACGAUGGAUGAGCUUGAUCUGGAUGAUUGCGUCGAGGAUGGUGGUGAAGAUGAAUGUGGUGUUGAUGAGGAGGAGAAAGAUUAUGUAGAUGAUGGUUAUAAUGAAGACUUUAUUGAAAUAAACACAUUCCAAAAUGACGAAGUAAAAUUGAAAAGGGACAAUGCAGAAAGAGUGAAAAAGAGAACGAAAAAGAAGAAACAUCGAAGUGAAAGAGGUGCCCAGAACCAGUUUCUGAGUUCAAUAGCGAUGCAUAGUGAUACUGCCCCUCAAGUUGUACAGUUAGAAGUGAGUAGGCCCUGCCCUGUCCCAUCAUUAGUAGAGCUGUGCCUCCAAAAAGGUGUUCGAAGGGUUGUAGUUUCUGACUUGACACAACCCUGCCAAAUUGCCCCAGGCAUAAGGGCCCUCUUGAAAGCACACAAUAAUCAAUACAAAUUGGAGCAAGUCCAGUUGAAGUGGGUAUUAGAAGCCCUGAAGCAUGCUGAGGUAUAUGUCAAACACCACACGUUGCAAUUCAUGAACAAACACGGGAAAAAAUCAGAGUUCUUUGUAAGGGACUGUCGUUCAUUGUGUUCUUGUGAUGCAGACGUCCGAGUAGAUGCUUGGGAAUUGAAUGAUGAAACUAAGAGCAAUGCUUGUAUAGCUGUCUUUGCUGCAGGCUAUGAUUACAGUGAUUGGCCAAUCAUUGCACUGGCGCAUUGCAUUAACAUUCUGCUUCCUACCUACCUAUCUGAAGAUGGAACAAACAACACCAAGACAUCCAUCAUUAGAGUCAAGCGAUUCCUUAACAAGCACUCCUCAACGUUAGUAACCCAUUGUUUUAAUACUGCCUUAGCGUAUGUCUGGUGGUGUAGAGGAAAGGUCGAUAAGGCUAAGAGAGCCUUGUUGGACAUUUCUGACCACAUACCAUCGGGUAAUGAAGUGAGAUUGCAGCCCGAGCCGAAGAAAAAUUUCAGAUCCCAUACUCUGUUUGACCAGCAGAAAGCUCUUUGUCAUAACGAAAUAGGCAGGAUGUUUUCUCAGUUUGAUGACCCUGAUGCAGCUGUGCAGUUCUUCCGACAUGCAGUUGAGGUAAUCAAUGAAGGCUCUUCAGUGGCUCGUGACAGGUUGGUCUUACAGUCAUGUGCCCUGAGUGCUGCAGCUUACGACCAAGGUCAAAUGGAUCAGUCUCAUGCCAACAAGGCUGCUGCAUUCUGGGAUCAUGUGACAGAUGAUCCAAUUUGCGAUGAAGGUCUGCUUCAGGCUGCUGUAGAAUCAUUCAUACGUUGUCAUGCAGGAUUCUCAGUUUGCGAAACAAACGCAUCCCUGCCCCUUGGUGGGAAGUACGAAUCUUGGUUAUGGGAAGCUAACUCUCGGAUCAAGAAGGCAGUUGGUAAGGGGCCACAGCUGUAUCUUCAUCAGUCGUUGGUUCUUGCUAUGUUGGGUGAGAACAAAUUGGCAGAAAAAGCAUAUCAAGACUACGUGGAACAGUACGUUCACAAGACUGAUAUCUUCAUAGACCAGGACGCUGGUCCGAUGCCAGGCAGUGGGGCAUGUGCGGCGUCCAGCACGCUUAAGUACCAGCCGUGGUGGGUGCUUCUGGAAUGGAUGGCUACCAAAGCAAAUUUGGAUGAUUCAAGGUUUCCUAGGCCCAUUCAAAUGUUGCCAAUCAUUUGGCGUAGAAUAUUAAGGCACGAAUCCUACACAGAGUGCGUGGAGAAAAAUGUCUGUGAAGUUCAGGGGCAGCCACUCAACCUUCACCUGACACACGAUGGUUAUCUGACUGGUGCAUUCAUGCACAAUCUUCCUCCUUGGAAGGCUGUCUUGCUGAAUCCCUAUACUGGGAACAUCUGUGUUCCAGACCAACAUCGUCAACAUGAAUUACAGGAGUGGGGCAAGGAAGAAUUAUGCGCGCCCUGUUCCGAAUUCGGUCUUAACUAUUCCAUUCCCAUUCCGAUUCUGUUGUACCAUGACGCUGCGAAUGAAACCGUGGUUACAUUGAUGAAUGUGGCCAGUAACGCAAAUUUCAGACAAAAAUUAAUUGCAUUUAAUGUUGGCGAUGGAACGUGUCCAAGGAUUGCCAACAUAGCCUCUACAUUGAUCUACUCAAAAGGGAGAGUGACAGUCAAGCUUAAUCUUCGGCAGUUGGUUCUGGAGGCAAGACGCAAGAACAUCCUACAGCAAGUGAAAGACCUGACUCCAAGUGUUGACAUAAAUGCUUUGCAAGACGUUGUUGAUGUUCUUGAUUUCUGUUGUCGGAGGGGCCUGCAGAUCAACUUUGCACUCGCGAAAGAAAUGAUAGGUGGCAAAAAGAAAGAAUUUAUGGAGACUGUUCAACAGCAGAUGGGCGUGAAAGUAAAUGGUGGUACGUCAAAGGUCAAGGGUGGUCCAAAAAAGGAGAGUGCGAAUUCAGGUCAAACGCCACGUCAUCAGGCCCUUCAGCUUCAAAAGAUUUUGUAUGUUGGCGAGUCAACGGUCGUUUUGUGUUUGUACACUGGCGCGAAUCCACCGGAAGCAGAACAUGAUUGUCCCUUAAAUCAGGACACCCUCGUUUUCCUGGACUGCAGCAGUCCCGAGGCCUUUAGGAAUCCAGUGAUACAUUGUCCUCACUUGCCCCAUUUAGAAUGGGAAUUGCCAGCCCAACACAACUGCUGGACGUCGAAGUUAUGUAAGCAGAAUGUCAUUUUCUUCUAUGCUAACAGCGAAGCUAUAGUAAUAUUCGACGAAUUUGGAAGCAUCAUUCACAAGGAAAAGAUUCACCGGUGUCGAUACAACUACAGGGCUUGUUCGGGAUGUACUCUUCUUGGUUGUGAACCGGGGCUAAGACCAGAGCAGACAUCCUUGAGGGUAUUGGAUGCUAAGAGCAUGCAAAAGCUUUCAGAGCCACUCAAAGAGGUUGACGACUUCAUAGUGGAGCAAAAUAUGGUGUUCGUCUCUCGGUUGUCCAAUGUUUUUGUUUUGGACCCCGUUUCCUUGAAACCUCUUGUUGUACAGAAGCCGACCAAAACAGGCGUUACCCCAGAAGCUAGAUCUGACGGCAUUUUAAUCCAGGGGGAAGCUCGUUCUCUGCGCGUCCUGGCCACUGAUAUUUUCUCUAAGCCAUCGCCUACGAAUUGUAACCAGCGAAUUGCAUGUACAAGGCUGAUCUUGGGAGUGGCAAAUCAUGUUUUGAUUCUCGAGAGGCAGAGAUCGGUAAACAACUUACCAGGUGAUGCUUCGUUUCCAAUUGAAGUAGUGGUGGAUAUUAUAGUGCCCGGGGUACCCACAGAAGCUCUUUAUAUCAGCCACGGGGUGGGUUUCGUUGUCUCAGCAUCCAUCUUUGACACAAAUUAUAACCCAUUUCAUCGAGAAAACCUCUACUGGUUUGACAGGGCCGGUGUUAUCAUGGGUAUCCAUCCAAUGAUUGGUGAAGGUCCGCACAGCUUCACAGCUAUCCCUCUCUACACAGACAGAGAGAAGGCUUGCAAGAUGGAUGCAGCAGGAGUGAUGGUAAGAAGGGAAAGACGUUGGCAUUUGUUUUUCGCAGAUGGAUUCGGGGCUCUUUGCUGCAUUCGUUUCGAUGUUGAGGAUCCCGCUUUGUUUUAGCAGCCCACAUACACAUUAAUGAUUUGUCUGUCUCUAGAAGUUAUCAUAAAUUUUCUCCAUGCGACUUUGUUUGCACGAAAUGGAAAGAAAACAAAUGCAAUACCAUUUCUAAUAGAAGUGUUGGGUCUGCUGACGAACUUAGUUGGGUAACAGUCUAACAGAAAACAGCACUACGUACAUUGUCAAUGAUGAAUAGUUUGUGAGGAAUUCAUUACUUGAUGUCAGUUUGAUUGUCACUCGAAUUAUGGCCAUCAGUGGGUUUAUCAUAUCGGCAUUUGUGAUGCCACAUGCUUUCGUUUUCACACCCACACACACUCUUAAUUUGUACAGCUUCAUAUAUUUGCUUCUGUUGGUUCUUGGAUGAUUCUUGUUGUCUGUCCGGGUCGUGCAUGGCCGUCACAUGACAUUUUGAGCAUUCACUACAGUUCGCCCAGUCUGGAUUCGGGCAGGUUUUCUUCAUGCGCCCAGGAUUCAGGCGCGCAAAACACAUGCCUUUCUUAUGGCAAACUUCAGAUUUUGCCUUUGAAUUCAGUGCGUUGAAUUUUUUAAAGUCAAGCACACAGUGAUUUGACCCUUUUCCACAAACAUGGUGCCUGGACUGCUCUUAAGCAGUAGUUACGGAUUUUCUUUCGUUUCCUUUACUGUCGCUGCAAAGACCCUCCUUGCCAUGGUUGCUCCUCUGGUUUCGGAUUUGGCCACUUGGACUUGUGUCUUGCCCUCUUCAUUUCUUUUCUGGUAUCUAAGGUCAGCAAAGCGGGGAUCAUUUUCAUUCUUGGAAAUUUAGCGAACAAUCUUCUCAAAAUCCUCCAGUGUGGGUGAUCGUUCCUUAUUUUCCCUCAGUUUCCCCGCAUGCUUGAUCCAUUUAUUGCUGUUAGAGGGUUGUGGGUAGUUUUCAAGCCAAAACCUUUAAGAAUUCGGGCCUGUCUUGUCUCCUGCUGCAAUUCGGAGAACAUCGGUACGUGACGGAGAACAUUGGUACGCGAGGCCGAUUCAAUUUACUUUUCAUUGUGGUCUCAGCAGCUGCAGGAAUACGGUCUGGAGGCUUCAACGACAACAGCGUGUGUUACCAUAGCCGCAAUAUUUGGUGAAAUUUGUGAGCAUACAUCGGAUAACUUCUGUUCAUACAGCAUCUCGUGUACAGCCUUCGCUGCCUGUAGCUCCACAUUUUUCUCGAUCUCUUGCUGCUUUCUAUUCUGGUUUGCUCUUCUUGUCGCCGUUUUAAACGCUGUAUUUCUUCUUCAGCUUCUUGGAGUUGAAGUUGUCUUUGGAGGGUACGCCAGUGCGUUCCUCAAGCUUGUUUUAUUCACUUAGGGAAGCAGAUCUGGCUGCGAGCUCCGCUUCCUUUGCUUGAUUUCUACAGAGCAGCAUGGACAGUUUACACUCUUGUUUUCAUUGAGGCCAUGCUUAUAUCGGAUCGUCCAUGAGAUGUCAGAUGUGGGCUGUUUGUUGCAAAAUAGUGCCACUGGCCGAAACACUGUCUUCUGGAUGAACUUCCUCUGCAUCGGUGGUCAGUCCUACACGGUACACGGUCGCAAUCUCAAUGCUUUAAAAAUCAAGUACGUGUAAUUCAAAUCCAGAUUCACGGAAGAGAUGAAUUAACCAUGGGAGUAGAAACCAACAAGGAAGCGAGAUAGACAACGUCUUGCUCAUAUUAAAACCCCCUCUAUCGAUGAAAAGUCUAUGCGUGGGAGGGGCUUAUUGUAAUACAUGUACAGAGUCUAUGCGUAGUAACUUACGCUGCUACAUGCUCAUUUACCCGACAACAAAAUGUCGAUUCUGGGCAUGAAACACACGCCGAAUUUUGAUAUUUUUAAUCACCGUUUUUUUCGUCCUUGCAUGGUUACCAAUUUAGAGUGUUUUUGCUGCUUCGUAAUGCAUCAUUACAAACUAUGUGAUCUUAUGUAAAGUGCAGUAUAAAUAUAUUAUUUUGACAAGGUCGUAUUCUUUAAGGUAAUAUUUUCAGUAUUUUGUGUGACGACAGAAAUGCUUGAUAAGCAACCACGUAGUGUGUAGUUUAUGGAACAAUUCAACACAAUAGCGAUACAAGAUACAUACUUUGUAACAGGGGUGUAUUGUUAAUUAUAGCCUAAAACGAUUUCAAGAGUAGUUGAACCUUUCAUAUUCCAUUCUUCUUAACACUGGUAUUGGGGAAUGAAAUGUGUAUAUAUUUGGAUGUAAAAUAAAGUUCACCUUCCACCUAUACACAAUGUACACUUGACAUGGAAUUCGUAGUUUUGAAAUAAACAAUAUUCGUCAAUUGAGUUUUGGUUCGAGAUCUCGGGCAUUGCCAAUUCAGCAAUUGAAUGGAUUUAAGAUAGCUAUAUGUGUAUUUUUAUGCUGCCAUGUUGGAAAUCAUUGCCCGUUCUGUAAGGGUCUGUGCAGAUGAAGCACCGACAAUCAGCCUUGUAAGCCUAUGCGCAUUGAAUUCGUUUGCACAAUUUAGUGGCGUCAUAGCCCCCCAAAAUAUACGGGAAACCUGCAGUGUACACGGUAAACUUGCGUACAUUAGUCAAACCAAUACAAAGUUAGAUUGACUGGAACAUUGUCACGUACAAUAUGUCAACGUGUGUGUGUUCGUCACAAUCUUUGUUUAAUCAAACCUGGGGUGGUUUGCACAAUAGUGACCAUUGUCGGAUUUCUGGCUAAGCCAACAUCCUCCCAUAAAGACUUCAGCCGUAGUAGGUAAUUACGGAAGACAAUGCCAGUCCGUUGAAAUGGUUAUAAUUAGUACCCUCCACUGAUGGAAGCACUUAAACCUCUACGAACAACGGAACACUGUCGUUUUUAUCUGUAGGCCUGAUGGGUCAUGUAGAUUGUAAGAAAUUCCGUCAAACUUAAACCAUAGGCCUGUAAUGACCAGAAGAAGAAAACACAUACAUUAAAUGAUAAUGUCAGUCGUGACUUUUAAAUUAAUUGAAAUAAUUUGCCAACUCAAAAUGUAUGUAGUUGAUAUGGCCGUAUCACGUAUAUUGCCAGACAUUUUGUCAAAUGUAGCCUAGAUUAUUCCGAUGGAUAAGUAAUUUAUAAGAUACCUGUACGUGUGGCAUACAGUAAUAAUUGGUGACACAGAUGUAAAAUUGCUAGCUCUGCUAUGCCUAGCAUUUGUAGCGGUGGAUUGUGAUAUUUACAUUUUGUCCGUAAUGCUGCAAUUAAAAUAUCGAAAUAUGAUAAUUUGAUAAAUGAAAUAAACUGUAGUCCAGAA